CUGAAAUUUUCAUAAAUUUCACAAAACGCCAUCACGACAACUACACAAACUUUCAUAUUCUUCAGACAUCGAAAUCACAAAUAUUAAAGACCGACAUGGCUCACAACGGACAGACAAAUCUACCUCACGUCAUGAGGGUGACAGACAUGCUAGAAAAAAUGUGCCCUGAUAUAUGGAGGGCAAGGGUUUGGGAAUUUGACCAUCGACUUCCAGAAGCUGUCAGACCUGUGCACUAUGAUUUACAUCUCGACCCAAGAAUGGAACUGGCUUUUUUCAACGGGAAAGUCACCAUAGAUUUAAUUUCCAGAAAUGUUCAAUUCCAGUAUUGAUGUAUUUGAAAACAGAAAUUAUCUCUUCCUACAUAUGAAAGGGCUGAAUAUGCUGAGCAGCCAGCUCUUCACUGCAAAUGGUGUCUCUAUUCCUAUACUUGAUGCAUUUCCUUUCAAGAAGAAUGAGUAUUGGGUGAUACUGACUGAAGAAACAUUGCCACCAGGAGCUUAUAUUCUCAGAUUUGAUUUCAACGGAGAUCUUUCAGGUUCCGUCGUUGGUAUGUUUCAGCAAAGAUUGAAGAGUUCUCUUCAACCACCAAACGAUGAAAGUGAAAAUUUGAUUGUAUUUACUCAUAUGGAACCACAAUAUGCCAGAAGAGUCUUUCCAUGUUUUGAUGAACCAUCAUUCAAAGCAACUUUUUCUGUCCGCCUUGUAAAACCUGAUGGAUACACCGCUUUAUCAAACAUGCCUCAACUGUGUGAAGUGGAGUCUUGCCCUCGUUCUGGAAAUAGCACUGUCACUUUUGACAAAACACCCCCAAUGUCCACAUACUUGUUAGCAUUUGUUAUUACUAACUUCAAACCCACCCCUGUUCUGGCCUCUUGUGGCGGAGUACCUAUUAGGGUGUUUGCAAAAGUACCCACACACCCGGAUGUGUUAAACACACAAAAAUUAGCCCUAGAUGCAAUGGACUGGAUGGAAAACUAUUUUAAAAUUAGCUAUCCUCUCCCUAAGCUAGAUAUCUUGGCAGUGCCAGAUUUUGCAUCUGGGGCAAUGGAAAACUGGGGCAUGAUAAUCAUCAGAGAAAUGAAAAUGAGCAGAGAUGCAGAUGUUAUCGACUGGGAAACUAUCAAUUAUACAAUGGGCCAUGAACUGGCCAAUCAGUGGUUUGGGAAUCUUGCAACUAUUGUUUGGUGGGAUGACAUCUGGCUAAAAGAAGGUAUGGCAAUGUUCUUGUCAAACUUGAUGUUAGAUGAUAUAUUUCCUGAAAUGCAAGGGAUACCAAAUUUUGUUGAAGCACAACUUCAUCGUGGUCUUGUAAGUGAUGCAACACUAUGCACCCGACAGCUCUUACAGCAAGUUAUUUAUCCAUGUGACAUUGCUGAUGUCUUUGAUGCAAUAACUUACACAAAAGCAGCCGCAAUCUUGAGAAUGUUCGAAAGUACCAAUCCAGAUAAAUUUAGGAAAGGAGUGCAAAACUUCAUUCACAUGUUUAAAUAUUCAAACGGGACGAGCCAGGACCUCUGGCGCCUCAUAGAUGAUUCUGUACAUGCUGAAGAUUGGGUCCAUGCGUUCAACACUUGGGUUGGACAACCAGGAUAUCCCUUGAUUUUAGCUGCAAGAGGAACAUGCACACUUGCAGUGCAGCAAAUAAGAUGCCUUAAUGAUAUUGCACUUCGUUUUGACACACAGGAUUCGCCUUAUCAAUUCCGAUGGGAUGUUCCAAUCCAGUAUGUAACUUCUUUGAAUCCUUGUGAACCCGAACUGUUAUGGCUUUCAAGCGAUGAAAAAGAGGCAAGAGCUGAUCUUCCAAGUGGCGUUUGUUGGUUCAAAAUGAACAUAAGACAGCAUGGUUUCUACAGAGUUACAUAUCACCAGCAAGAAUGGAUGAACUUAAGAGAAGUUUUGCUGAACACCCCUGAGGUGUUGACCCCCGAGGACAGAGCCAACUUACUAGAUGAUUCAUUUUUUUUGGCACAUGCAGGGUUCGUCUGUUAUGGUAUCCCUCUUCAGUUAGCAACUUAUCUGAGAUACGGUAAGGAAGACCACUGGCUACCAUGGGCUACUUUUUCUAAACAUUUGUCCCUUAUGAGAAAUGCUCUCAGCAAUGAUGAAAAGGACGUAGAGACGCUUUUUGAGUACGCCCGAAGUAUCGUUGAUCGACAAUUAACCGAUGAGCUAUGGUUUAUUGAACCGUCUGAGCCAAUCAAAGACAGGAAGUAUAAGUUGGCCUUGCUGAAAAUAGGUUGUAAACUACGAAUUCCACACAUGAUCGAACAGGUGGGCAACUUGUUCCAAACAUGGUCCUACAACCCUCAUAGUAAAGACCAUGUAGAUAUAAGACGAGUCAUUGUAAAACACGGCAUUACAAACAGAGAUGCCUGGCUAAUGGUCUUUGAAUUAUAUUUAACUGAAAGAGACACUAUUGAAAAGUGCCUUUAUCUGGAGUCACUGGCAUCGAUUAAAGACCCAGAGUUGUGCCAAAAGUUGCUAGACCACAUGUUGACUGAAAAUAAACCCGAUGACCAGGAAUUAUUUCUGGUACUGUUCACAAUGGCAAAUAAUCCAAUUGGCAACAAGGAAGUUUGGGCAUUUAUUAAGUCUAACUGGGAUGCUCUUCUGGAUAAGUACUACCUCAGUGAGACAUGUUUAGGGCUAGUUCUUCCACACAUAGCACAGUUUUUCAACACUGAAGAACAAUUGGAUGAUAUGAAAGAGUUCUUGAAGGGGAAGCAAAUUACCAGUGCUAUCUGUUCUCUGGACCAGAUACAACACAACCUAAACUGGAACACGAAAUACAGGAAAAUCCUUCUCGGCUGGCUCAAUCUUUUAUUGGAAGGAAAAGUCUGUUAAUGUAUUGUUAUUGGAAAUAAAUGUAAAA
Messenger RNA from Cimex lectularius (bed bug), 2872 nucleotides. Its product is annotated as glutamyl aminopeptidase-like. NCBI's taxonomy places the organism in Eukaryota, Metazoa, Arthropoda, Insecta, Hemiptera, Cimicidae. Bases 310 to 2844 code for a protein of 844 amino acids. The record is from RefSeq and is a predicted model, not a curated record. Gene Ontology annotation, cellular component: cytoplasm. The transcript has 18 exons. Gene Ontology annotation, molecular function: zinc ion binding; peptide binding; metalloaminopeptidase activity. Gene Ontology annotation, biological process: proteolysis; peptide catabolic process.